Molecule: messenger RNA, 2037 nt
Organism: Phlebotomus papatasi
Lineage: Eukaryota; Metazoa; Arthropoda; Insecta; Diptera; Psychodidae
Exons: 3
Coding region: 1-2037 (678 amino acids)
Source: RefSeq, a predicted model, not a curated record
AUGGAAACCAGCACCAUUCUAAAGGAGCAGGAGAGCAUCGCCAAGACCAUCGAAAGGCUGCGGACGAACUUCAAGAAGGAUGGCCCAAGCAAAUGGAAAGCGCCUUACCUUGAAAACAAGGUUAAGGAGCUCAACUCAUAUUGGAGGCAGUUCGUGACCAACAAUGCGACUCUCACAUCUCAGCUCCCGGGAAGUCAUCCUUAUAUCCUGCAUAAUUUAUACCAAGAAACCAAAACGGUUUACGAGGAUUUUAUGCAAAAAAUCAAAAACUGCCCUGAGUUUGAGAAAGACUCUAACUCAGAGUCGGACGAUACUCCACCAACAGAUGCGGGGUUACUUCGACCAUCGAGACUUUCCAGUACUAUGGAAAGUGUGACAGUGACGUCUGAAUCUUUAUCUGACGUCAUCUUCAUCCCAACAACAACAACACCAGUAGUUACACAGGCCGUGUACACUGGGACAAUUCCACGUCAAUACAAGGUUGCGACAACCAGCAACAACGCAGUUACUACUACUAGUUCCAGAUGGAAUCAACCCAUCACCACGACUGAGCAUCCGCUCAAUACAACUACGCCAACUUGGAAUCUACCUUCUACAACAACAGGGGGGGAGGCUGCGACCUUGGUUUCAACCCUUCGGCUUAGCGACACGAACUACAUCGCCGCUCUAGAGAUACUGGAGGAACGCUACAAUAAUCCACGACGCAUUAUUACUUCUUACUUGGACAUCGUUGUCGACCAUAAAAAGUUGGAGCACCGCGUAGCAGAGGACCUUUCAUCUCUUCAUGGUGCCAUUCGGGAAUGUCUAACUGGACUAGCUAACAUGGGUUAUAAAACCAAUGAAUGGGAGGCCAUAAUGGUGCACAUCGCCAUGAAGAAACUGGACAACGAAACACAGCGACUCUUUGAUGAAAGUUUGGAUUCCGCAAAAAUAAUGCCAACAUUAAAGGAAUUAUUGGAGUUCUUGAUGAAACGACACCAUAAUCUGUUGAAUUUCAGCAAGGGCAAGAAAUCAGCUAAGCCAGAGGCAGCUACAAAUUCAACCAACAAGAAAACCUUCCAUUCCACAGUUCAGUCUUGUGGUAUGUGCAUAGAACAACAUUCAAUAACUAAAUGUGACAAAUUCAAGGGCCUCAGCACAUUCAACCGGAAGAAAACGGCGGAUAAGCUAAGUCUCUGUGUAAAUUGCCUCAUGCAUAAACGUGCCGAGAAAUGCUACAGCAAAAAGACUUGUUAUGAAUGCCAAGGUCAGCACCACACUCUUUUGCACUAUCAGAAGAAAGCAAAGGGGGAUCAGCAGCCCAAAAAUACAAAUGCAGCUGAUUUAGCCAAAAAAAAAUGUGGAAGAGCUACCGCACUCGUGAAAGUGAAAACUACAUCUGGACGGACAGAAUUGCUGAGAGCUCUUGUGGAUCCUGGAUCCCAAGCAAGUUUUAUCACCGAAGAUGCCGCUCAGAGUCUCCACCUUAAAAAGUCCCGAAUCAACGCAUCGAUCUCUGGAAUAGGAGAAACAACAGCUAGUACAUCUCGUUACAAAGUCCAGAUCACCAUAGGACCACGAUUUCCUUCAUCAUUUGCCAUAGGAAUUUCCGCCUUCGUGCUACCUAAGAUCACUAAUUCAUUACCAGAAAGGGCAAUACAACUUCAGGGGGAGGAAAAUUAUGGCAACAAUAUUCUUGCUGAUCCUACAUACAUGACACCCGGUCCGAUCGACCUACUUCUGGGGGCUGACGUAUAUACUGACAUCCUAGAAAAUGACUUGAAAAAAGGGAAAGACGGACAUCCUACAAUGCAGAAGACCAAACUUGGUUGGACCUUGAUUGGAAAAAUCUCGAAUAAAUCUGAGUCAACACAAAUUCUAAGUAUGAUUUCCACAACCGAAUGGGAUCAACAACUGCGCCAAUUUUGGGAUAUGGAUGACUGCGUGCCCAAAAAGGCUCUCGCGAACGACUUUUGCGAACAACAUUUCGUGAAGACUACAACCAAAACAAACGAAGGAAGAUAUGUCGUUGAGUUACCCUUCAAACACACCAAUUAA